AUGGGUGAACAAGAACGAAAAGAAAAGACGGUGUACGUGUUCCCCCCUCCGGGGCAGCCAUUCGACCCGAACUGCGUGCGCCUGGUGACCCGAGGCCGAGACCCGGCCACCACGGUCGCAUGCAUGCUGGGAUUCUUCAAACUCGUAUGCGAGGACGGAUACAAACAAAUGGUCCGUGCCAGCGAAGUCGACGGUGUCUGGCUAAACGAUCUGCACGUGAGCGGUGUCUUCGUGCGCCGCGAGCUACGCUCUUUGUGUGCCGACUCCGAGCCCGCGGCCACCAUGGACGACUUCUACGUGCUCCUGAGUGUGCUGCUGUGCAACCUACCGCGUGCCCGGGGCUCCAACCUGAACCGCGACUGGUUCGAGAACCGGGUCAACGACCUCGUCGAGCUCUUCCCGGGAGUCUCGGAGCCCCCUCCCGUGCCCCUGUAUGGCGAGGAGCAAGCGGACGCCAUCUCCAACUUCGGCGACAAGUGGCGCCACACCAGGGCGGCCCUCUGCCGUGCCCUGCUGAGGAGCCGCUUCGAGGGCCCCAUGCGACAGGUACAGGAGUACGUGUCCGCGGGCUGGCGCUUCGCUGGCAUGAAGCAUGUGCAGCUGAUCCUGGAGUUCCUCAUUGGCUGCAACUCUUGGGUCUUGGACAUCAUCCCAGAGCUGCGUGCCAAGGGUGACCAACUCCAGGCGUUCCUGAAGGCGUACCAGCGGUUGGGUGCAGACGGCCCCUACAUGAAGCUGCUGCACCUUCCCGAGGUGGCCACAGCCAGUCGCAAGCGCCUGGGCCUGCACGUGGCGGCCGCGUACGCCUUCGCCGUGCUGGAGGAUGACAACUGGCUCCAGUACAGGGGUGUGCCCCGGGACGAGGCCGAGGAGGCGGUGCUGGCCAAGAUCACGGCCAUCAAGCGCAUGGGCCUCGGCGCGCCCCCAAGGAGCGGUCCGUCUGCCGUCUCCCCUAGGGACGGCGACGACGACGACGAUACGAGGGGCGUGGACGUCGCCGCAGCGGGCGAGCCCGCCGCCCACGCGUCGGCGACAGCGCCAUAG
Messenger RNA from Rhipicephalus microplus (southern cattle tick), 1044 nucleotides. RefSeq lists its product as uncharacterized. NCBI's taxonomy places the organism in Eukaryota, Metazoa, Arthropoda, Arachnida, Ixodida, Ixodidae. The record is from RefSeq and is a predicted model, not a curated record.